Messenger RNA from Pneumocystis murina B123, 597 nucleotides. RefSeq lists its product as hypothetical. Gene Ontology annotation, molecular function: GTPase activity; GTP binding. Bases 1 to 597 code for a protein of 198 amino acids. The record is from RefSeq and is a predicted model, not a curated record. Gene Ontology annotation, biological process: Golgi to plasma membrane protein transport; intracellular protein transport; protein localization to organelle. Gene Ontology annotation, cellular component: Golgi apparatus. Lineage: Eukaryota; Fungi; Ascomycota; Pneumocystomycetes; Pneumocystales; Pneumocystaceae. The transcript has 5 exons.
AUGUAUACAUUAAUUAAAGAGUUAUAUACCAGAUGGAAUCAAAAACCAUCAUAUUCGAUACUUAUUAUAGGGCUAGAAAGCUCAGGAAAAACAACGUUUCUUGAGAAAGUUAAAUGUAUUUAUAAUAAUACUUAUAUAUUUUCAGCAAAUAAUAUCAUUCCUACGGUUGGACAGAAUAUUGGAAAAAUUACAGUGGAUAAAACUAAAAUUCAACUUUGGGAUCUUGGAGGACGAUCAUCGUUAAGAAGUCUUUGGUAUUCAUAUUUUUCAGAAUGUCAUUCUAUUAUCUUAGUAGUGGAUUCAUCAGAAAAGAAAAAGAUUCAAGAAGCCAAAGAUAUUUUUGAAAUAAUAGCCAAUCAUGAAAACAUCAAAGAAAUUCCUAUAUUGAUACUAGCUAAUAAGCAAGAUGUAUCUGGAUCACUUACAGUUGAAGAGAUAAAGAUAGCUUUUAAUAAUGUUACAGGAAAAUUAGAGAGAUGUAAAAAUCAUAUUAUGCCAUCAAGUGCUAUUAAUGGAGAAGGAGUACAAGAAGCAAUAGAAUGGUUAAAAAAUCAAAUGGAGCAAAAUACGUUAAUACGAAAACCAAUAUAUUGUUAA